Messenger RNA from Danio rerio (zebrafish), 1862 nucleotides. RefSeq names its product DEAD (Asp-Glu-Ala-Asp) box polypeptide 59 (gene ddx59). Lineage: Eukaryota; Metazoa; Chordata; Actinopteri; Cypriniformes; Danionidae. Gene Ontology annotation, molecular function: nucleic acid binding; RNA helicase activity; ATP binding. The record is from RefSeq and is marked provisional.
AGUAUCUGCACGGUGAAUGUGGUCUGAAAAUGUUCAUGCCGAGAUCUCUAAAGCUCAAAAGAGCCUCCGAACCUCCUCAGCAGCAUCCCAAAAGAAGCAAACCGACAUCAGAAGAAGACACAGCGGUUACUGCAGCUCCAGCUGUAAACACAGAGGAGGAGAGCCGUCAGACAGACAACGAAGAGGAGCAGCAGGAGAUUGAGGAGCCGGUGAAGUCCUUCAAGAAGAGUCAGCGGUGGCCGGAGCCUGGUGAGCCCGUCUGCGUGAUGUGCGGCCGAUACGGCGAAUACAUCUGCGACAAAACCGACAACGACAUCUGCAGCCUCGAGUGCAAAGCCGCUCACCUGGCCGCAGUCUGCGCAGACUUCGGCGACAAACUCUUUAAUAACAAAAACACACCGGAGAGCUCUGAAAAUACAAAGAGUUAUUCCUACAAGCAGGACGCUUUUAUUUCUGAGUUGACGGAGGAGCAGAUAGAGCGGGUUAAAGCCGAGCUGGGGAUCGUGAGCGUGGGCACGGAGGUCUGCAGGCCUGUCAUUGAGUUCCAGCACUGUCGGUUCCCCACUGUGCUUGAGAGGAAUCUGAAGGCGGCCGGGUAUGAGGCGCCCACACCGGUGCAGAUGCAGAUGGUACCCGUGGGGCUCACCGGGAGAGACGUGAUCGCCACUGCGGACACCGGUUCUGGGAAGACUGUGGCUUUCCUUCUGCCGGUGGUGAUGAGAGCACUGCAGAGUGAAUCUGCGUCUCCGUCUUGUCCGGCAUGUUUGAUCUUGACCCCAACCCGUGAGUUGGCCAUCCAGAUCGAGGAGCAGGCAAAAGAGCUGAUGAGGGGUCUUCCCAACAUGAGGACAGCUCUUCUGGUCGGUGGGAUGCCACUACCUCCACAACUGCAUCGACUAAAGCACAACAUCAAGAUUGUGAUCGGCACUCCUGGACGCCUCCUGGAGAUUCUGAAGCAGAAGGCCGUACAGCUGGAUCAUGUCAGGACCGUUGUGGUUGAUGAGGCAGACACCAUGCUGAAGAUGGGCUUCCAGCAGCAGGUCCUGGAUAUUUUGGAGCAGGUCCCAGAAGACCAUCAGACUCUGCUGACGUCAGCCACUAUUCCCACCGGCACACAGCAGCUGGCAGAGCGUCUCACCCAUGACCCAGUGACCAUCACCAUCGGCCAGAAGAACCAGCCCUGCGCAAACGUUCGGCAGAUCGUCCUUUGGGUGGAGGAGCCCUCCAAGAAGAAGAAGCUUUUUGAGAUCUUAAACGACGAAAAGCUCUAUCAGCCUCCAGUGGUUGUGUUUGUGGAUUGUAAAUUGGGAGCUGAUCUGCUGUGUGAAGCUGUGCAGAAGGUCAUGAGUUUAAACACAGUCGCCAUUCAUUCAGACAAGAUGCAGUGGGAACGCAACAAAAUUGUGAAGGGUCUCCUAGAGGGUCAGUUUGACGUGGUGAUCAGCACUGGGAUUCUGGGUCGAGGUUUAGAUCUGGUCAAUGUAAAGCUGGUCAUAAAUUUUGACAUGCCCUCCAACAUGGAUGAAUACGUCCAUCAGAUUGGCCGAGCGGGUCGUCUGGGCCACAGAGGCACCGCCAUCACCUUCAUGAACAACAACAACAAGCGUCUGUUUCUGGAGAUGGUGAAGAGAGUGAAGCCCACCGGCUCCAUCCUGCCCCCGCAGAUCCUCAACUCGCCACAUCUGCACGAGCAGCAGCGCAGAGACAAGCAGAAAAACACACAACACACACACAGCAUCUUACACCUCAUACAACAACACGACAAGAGGUCUGCCAGGAAAUAACAGGAGACCUGCGGAUUAAUAAAGGAGUUGUUGAGGAUUUGUCAUUCAUGUUUUCAAUAAAUGCUAUGAAUAAAUUAA